Messenger RNA from Dreissena polymorpha, 5757 nucleotides. RefSeq names its product dual specificity protein phosphatase 12-like. The record is from RefSeq and is a predicted model, not a curated record. Gene Ontology annotation, molecular function: protein tyrosine/serine/threonine phosphatase activity. The transcript is spliced from 8 exons. The coding region runs from base 411 to 1499 and encodes 362 amino acids. Gene Ontology annotation, biological process: protein dephosphorylation. Gene Ontology annotation, cellular component: nucleus. Lineage: Eukaryota; Metazoa; Mollusca; Bivalvia; Myida; Dreissenidae.
CCGACCACUUGCAUACAUGUACUUCCUCUAAAAAUUUACCAAAAUUGUGACAACUAAGUUUGUCCAUGUCAUUCAUUUUGAUUCUUAAACGACUUAAAAUUCUUUUCCGUAUGUUAUAUGUUUUAAAUCUGAAAAUUUCAAGGGUAUAUUUAUUUCCUGAGUACGAGAAACUUGAAUUGUUGUACGCCUAUAAUGACACGUAUCUACUUCGGAUACGUAUUUUGGUCGGAUACGCGUGAAGCUUCUUGAAUAGUUCAAUACCUUGCCAUAUAAACGAUCUAACCUCAAGGUUUUACAGACAACUGUUUAUUAUUUUAUUACUAAAACGUGUGACCAAAUGAUAUGCUUUGGUUGUUUCCAUGCAUUGUCAUAAAAGUUCAGUUACUUUAAAAGCAUUAUCAAGUUAAAAAAUGACCAGUGAAAAUUUGACAAAAAUUGUGGACAGCCUGUACUUAGGAGACUUUACAGCUGGAACAGACACAGAACUAUUGAAGGAACAUGGAAUCACACAUAUAUUGACAGUGGAUAUGACUCAGCACUACCUGCCUUGUAAUCCCGGGACAGAGGACCACAUGUUUGUGAACUGCAUGGAUUUGCCGUCGGCUGACCUACUUUCCAGAUUUGACGAGUGCUUCAAGUUUGUAGACAAUGCUCUGAAGUCACCAGGGAAUAGACUGUUGAUUCACUGUUUUGCAGGUGUAUCGCGAAGUGCCACAGUUAUGAUAGCCUACCUCAUGUAUAGAGAUGGAAUGUGUCUGGAUGAAGCAUAUGGAACAGUGAAAGAAAUGAGGCCCAUCAUAAAACCUAACCCUGGGUUUAUGGAGCAACUAGAACUGUUUGAACAGAUGGAAAGUAAAAUUGAUGAAAGCAACCCCAUGUACAAGACAUACAAGCUGCAGGUCAUGGCAGAGAGGAUCCAAGCUGGUGAGGAAUUGUCAGAAUCUGAUCUCUGCAGCACAGACAUACAGACCAACAACGAGUCAUUCUACAGAUGUAUGAAAUGCAGACAGGCUUUAUUCAAAACCACCAGUGUUAUGAGGCACAAAAUGGGUGAAGGGGAGGCAGCGUUUGAUUGGAGGAGCAAACUGCCAGCCAAUCAGAAAGAGGGGUUUGUCAGUCAGACUAUUGAUAGCACUGACUGUGACAAGUCAUUGUUUAUAGAACCAGUCAGAUGGAUGGCUGAUAGCAUACGGGAUAUGGAAGGCAAGCUAAACUGCCCAAAGUGUAAAUUAAAACUCGGUUCUUUCAUCUGGUAUGGUGAAAAAUGCCCUUGUGGAACUUGGGUUGCACCGGCAUUUCACAUUCAGGGGUCAAAAGUCGAUUUAAUCAAGCCACGCCCACUUGCGAAUGUACAUCAGCUGACCUUUUCAAAUGGAGGCCAAUCAGAUUCUAGAGUUGUGAAAACGGGCCAAUCAGAUUCAAGCGUUUUGAAAAUGGCCCAAACAGACUCGAGCGUUGUGAAAUCAGAAUCAAACCAGCUUUCCUGUAUGUCUAUAUAAUUUUAUAGAAAACUAUGGUUGUUUAAUCCAGGUUUUAAUGGUUUUCAUUAGCUCCUGGGAUACUGACAUGCAAGUCUUUCGUAUGUCAAUUUGUUCUUUAAACUGUUGAGCAGAAUUUCAAACUUCAAAGGAAGGUUACCUGUGGGCUAUCUUUAAAUAUUGAUGAUUUCGAAACAGACAUCUGAUAAAGAAGGUCACUUGGCCUCAAAAGUUUUUUUUUAAAUGAAAACUUUUACGAUCUAAUACGCUGAAACAGAAAAGCCCAGAGGUUUAAUAUUAGGUAUGUAACAUCAAUUUUCUCAACAACUGUUGAUACAAAUAUGAGGUAAGAAAUGGUCUUGACCUCGAGGGUCAACAGUUUUACAUGAGUUAUAUGAGAACAAUGUGAACAAAUCUUAUAACCUGAAGCACAUAGCUUUCAAGUUCAGUAUGAACCAUGAUCUAGUGGUGCUCUGCAGUUAAUUCAAAUCAUGACCAUACCUAGAUGUCAUAUUUAUAAUAUGAACAGAAAGUAAGAUAAAUUUCAAAAUCUUUUAAACAAGGCCCAUAGCUUUGAUAGUAUGAUACAUAAUAUAGUCAUCAUCUGCAAAGAUACUUCAAACCAGGCCUCUGUGAUCAAAACGAGUCACGCCUCACAAGAAACAUAAUGUAUAGACUUACAUUGCAAUAGUUCUGGCUACCAUAACUUUAAAUGUCGCUUUUUAUGAUUUUUGACUGGUGCGACUUUAUAGUUAUAGACCAACCCCUUUAGGAAAGUCAACCAGAAAUUCCCGAAAAGUUGACAGUUAACAAAGACCGGUCCAAAACAGCUUUUAAAUGCAGUUAUUGGCCCAAAUCAACCACUUUAUCGGAAAGAUUGACAUUUUUCACAUUUAACUGAUAUAUUCUUUUACAAAAUACUAUCUUAAACAUUUAAAAUUUAUCUAUUCUGCUCUUAUAUAUCGAGAAAAACAGCGAUGUGACAGACUUUCUUGAAAUGCGAAUCUCCCGAGAUUUCACGGUCAUAUGACAUUUUUCUAUUUUUAGUAACAUACCAUGUGCUCAAGUGUUUCCAAAUUCAGAAUGACAUUUUCUGGUAUUUUAGAUUAUUCUGGCUUGUUUUGUUUUGUUAACGAAAUACAAACUCAAAGUAAAUAUUAUUUAAAACUACCUGAUUCACACUGAAAUCAGUCUUAUAAUCCACCAGACGUACGUUGUUUAUCACAAAUAAUGGAUUUCAGAAAACGAAAGUAAUGUUUACAAUUUCAGCAUAAAAUGUCAAGGUCGAUCCGAUAGUAUCCAAAUGAAAACUCGUCACGUGACAAAGCGACAAUGGCGUCAACAUUGUGAAUUUCAGACUGAUGAGAGUUAUUUUCAUCUAUUGUAAGAUGCAUUAGAACAUUUGAACCUUAAAAUAUUCCUGGAUGCAGUAAUUUAUAUUCAUUCACCAAUAUAUGUAGAAAUGUAUUCAAGAAAAUGACCAUUCUUUGAUUUAUAGCGUGACAUAAAUAUGUUACGACUCUGGUUGACUUUCGAUACGGGGUUGGCUUCAGCGUACAGGUAUGUCAAUACUAUAUAAACUGUACGCUGAAGUUUCUUUAGCUAACAUUGCAAAUAACUUGAUUGUUUUAUUUCUAUAAUGAAACUGUCAAGAGGUGAGAAUAUUGGUAGGUAACAUUAUAUAGUUCAAUUGUGCAAAAAGGUACAUGUACCAUGUGCCUUCUAAUUUAAUGUCACAUGGUACCUUUUUGCACCCAUGGGGCGAUAUAGUGGUCCCAAAGUGUUCAAUUUAUGCCCCUUUCUUUAAAAGUAAACCCUGGGCCAUAAGUAUUAUACCUUUGACCUAGAGUUUCAUUGGUGUGCGUUGAAGUAGCUCUGGGUUAUCUUGUUGAUUUACACAGGUAUAAGAUAAUCCAGGAUCUAACAGGGUUUUUCUUUCAGCUGAAGGUGUUUUUAUGCCCCCCUUCGAAGAAGAGGGGGUAUAUUGCUUUGCUCAUGUCGGUCGGUCCGUCCACCAGGUGGUUGUCAGAUGAUAACUCAAGAACGCUUGGGCCUAGGAUCAUGAAACUUCAUAAGUACAUUGAUCAUGACUCGCAGAUGAUUUUGAGGUCACUAGGUCAAAGGUCAAGGUCACGGUGACCCGAAAUAGUAAAAUGGUUUCCGGAUGAUAACUCAAGAACGCAUACGCCUAGGAUCAUGAAACUUAAUGGGUAGAUUGACCAUGACUUGCAGAUGACCCCUAUUGAUUUUGAGGUCACUAGGUCAAAGGUCAAGGUCACGGUGACCCGAAACAGUAAAAUGGUUUCCGGAUGAUAACUCAAGAACGCAUACGCCUAGGAUCAUGAAACUUCAUGGGUAGAUUGAUCAUGACUCGCAGAUGACCCCUAUUGAUUUUGAGGUCACUAGAUCAAAGGUCAUGGUCACGGUGACCCGAAAUAGUAAAAGGGUUUUCGGAUGAUAACUCAAGAACGCAUACGCCUAGGAUCAUGAAACUUCAUAGGUAGAUUGAUCAUGACUCGCAGAUGACCCCCAUUGAUUUUGAGGUCACUAGGUCAAAGGUCAAGGUCACAGUGACCCGAAACAGUAAAAUGGUUUCCGGAUAAUAACUCAAGAACGCAUACGCCUAGGAUCAUGAAACUUCAUGGGUAGAUUGAUCAUGACUCACAGAUGACCCCUAUUGAUUUCGAGGUCACUAGAUCAAAGGUCAAGGUCACGGUGACCCGAAAUAGUUAAAGGGUUUUCGGAUGAUAACUCAAGAACGCAUACGCCUAGGAUCAUGAAACUUCAUAGGUAGAUUGAUCAUGACUCGCAGAUGACCCCUAUUGAUUUUGAGGUCACAAGGUCAAAGGUCAUGGUCACGGUGACCCGAAAUAGUAAAAUGAUUUUCGGAUGAUAACUCAAGAACGCUUUUGCCUAGGAUCAUGACACUUCAUAGGUACAUUGAUCGUGACUCACAGAUGACCCCUAUUAAUUUUCAGGUCACUAGGUCAAAGGUCAAGGUCACAGUGACAAAAAUCGUAUUCACACAAUGGCUGCCACUACAACGGACAGCCCAUAUGGGGGGCAUGCAUGUUUUACAAACAGCCCUUGUUUUCCUUUUAUACUGUCAACUGUAUUGUUGCAUAUAAAUGUUUUGUUAAGGUUGUUUUUAACAUGUUUGUGAAAAUAUUCAGGUACUUUUGGAGGAUGUUCAGUAGAUAUUGUCUUCACUCAACCUUCAACAAUAUUGUUUUGGAUUCACCUUGGACACAUUUCCAUCUUUUUUAUAAAACGAACAAGUAUGAAUAAGUCUUUAACUUUUUGAAGUACAACUUUGAGACUUGCAUGUUUUUUUACAAAUUGCUUUAAUUUCUCCUCUUGUUAUGGCCCACGUUCGAAGAGUGCUGCACUAUCAGGCCCAGGAUUUCCGUCCAAAAAUUCCUGUCUAAGCCAUAACAUUGCCAUGUAAUGAUGGAUUUUAAAGUAGCGUUGCACAAAUGUAAACGAGCUGUGUCAUGUGUAAAAAUUUGUCAAAGGUCAAGGUCACACUUGGGAGGUCAAUUUUUUUUUCCAUCAAACAACUUGAAAACUCCCAUCUCAAUGAUUUCUUUGCUAUAUACUGAUGGAUUUAAAAAUGACUUACUUGGCACACAUGUUAAUCAACAUAAGACAACUUUUUGGUGUAACAUCCGUUUCCCAACUCAAAGGUAAAGGUCACGUUUAGACAUCAAAAGUCAUCAUGAAAAUUGAAAGUAAUCAUAAUUAUAUACCGUUAGCAGGGCUGGUAUUAGAUUUUGGACCAUUUUGAAAAAUGGUUGUAUAAUCUUCAUUUCCCCUAAGUUUUGAUGUUUUGCGCAAAGUAUGUCGGAACUAUAUAUAAAAAGCAUCUUCAUUAAUGUGAUUCAAACUCUGGUAAUGAUCCGCUUGAAAUAAAACCUUUUUUUAAUAUAUCCAAAAACAAUCCAAUAGAGUUUAAAAAAAGUUUAUUUUGUUAUACUAUUUUUUGUCCUGGCUCUUUUACGAUAGCCAUGUCGUUAGUACGCAGUAAGUUCGAUGAUCAUUAUUAUGCGGCGAUCUCGUUGAACCUGACAACGUCUAUUCUGGGUAAAGAAGGAACGUUGCGUUUUUCGUGGUUAUUGUACCCAAAUGACGCGUUCUUACUGUGAACAUAAUGAGUAUAUUGUUAAAUAUUAUACAUUGUUUUGUAACCUUGUUGAUGUUUGUUUAUUCUACAUAGCCUUAGUAUUAUUGAUGAGGCUAUAGUACGGUAAGAAAUAAAUGCUUAUGGAAGGAAAAUAAA